AAAUGUCAGUAGUUAAAUUUUUCUUUUUACAGCAAGUAGUUUGGCAGGAAGUGUGCUUACGAUGAAUAUGGAAAAUAGCCAUGAGGAUGAAGAUGCAGGGUGUGAUCUUCAUGAGACCCUUGAAAUCAAGAAAAGCAGUCAGGCAGUCAUGAAAGAUAAUGAUAAGCUGUGUGAGUCAACAAGAAAACGUAAGGAGCAGAAUGAUGAACCAGAGGACCAGACACAGACCUCUUUGCCGAAAUGUGACGAGGACACAAAGGGCAUCACUUAUAAACAAACUCCUGAUAUUACUGAUGUACACGUUCCAAUGGAGCCAAGCAAUGGAGAAAAGGCAAUCGAAUCAACUUCACCAGAUGCCAAGCUGGUCAAGAUGACUUGCAUGUCUACAGAGAUGUCAGGGACAAACCUAAGUUCCUCCGUAAAUACAAGUAACACACAUAAUGUAGAUGUGGAGAUGAGAACCGAGAGUCCAGCAUGCAAAGAGUCUCUGCCUAGCAAUUCUCCUGCCUGCCCCGACUUGCAAGACCCCUGUUCGAGUGUUGACCCAAUGGUGGUGGAGCCCAAACCCUUAGUCCCCAAUCCAGAAGCUGUAGACAACAUCAAAGACGAACUUGAAGUGACACCCAUGGAAACAGAUGACACAGAGGGGCAAAACUCUGGUGCUGAUGCUUUUGUUCCCGAAAAUGUUGUUGAGACUGAACCUGAGAGUGACCAGACACGGGUGUCUUCUUCAGAAAGUGAGCAAGUGUCAGCAGAGCAGAAAGAACAGGAAUGGCUUGGGACCCCAAUAAAGGAGCUUAGAAGAAUGCCUCAGUGUGGACAGUCCCUGCCACACCUCAGGGCAACAGACAAUCACAAAGUACUCAUCAGGACAGACCUGCUCAAAGAUGGUCAAGUCCCCCAUCCAUAUCCGAGCAAAUACAGAGAUUCCUGGGAUGAUAUGACCGUAAAGAUGCCUUGUUCAGAAAAGAACCUGUUUCCUGUGGAGAAUGAGGAUGGAAGUGUAGUGCAAAGUCGAUGGGAGUUGAUUCGUACAGCUUUGGAAGGAGAAUGCAAAAGUUCACUUGACAUUAGGGAUGCAAUAUUGAGUUACAACACAGUACAUGCUAAAAGAUGGGACUUCACAGCUUUGAACUAUCUCUGCACUGAGGGUAUGGAAAAUGAAGAAGUACAGCAUCUCUUUAACGUCACAUUGCCAAAGAUGAUGAAACUGGUUUUGAAUACGCGCAAGAUUUGCACCCAGCCAAUCCCGCUGCUUAAGACAAGGAUGAAUCAGUCCUUGACCAUGUCACAGGAACAAAUUGCCUGCCUUCUUGCCAAUGCCUUCUUCUGUACAUUUCCCAGACGCAACUCGCGCAAGUCCGAGUAUGCCAACUACCCCGAGAUCAAUUUUUACAGGUACUGCCUCCUCUUCAGUGGCGUCGCUCUGGAGACCCUGCCCACUGGCCUUGUCACAUUCACACGACAGAGCUUGAGCGGUUUUCCAAAAUGGGAAAGUUCAAAGAAACAGCUCACCCGUCUUCAUAUCACCUGUAAGGGCACCAUAGAGGAUGAAGGCUACGGGAUGCUUCAGGUGGACUUUGCGAACAGGCUCGUGGGUGGAGGGGUGACAGGUAUGGGGUUGGUCCAGGAGGAGAUACGCUUCAUCGUCAACCCUGAGCUCAUGGUAUCACGCCUCUUCACAGAAGCUUUGGACCACAAUGAGUGCCUCAUCAUCACAGGCACAGAGCAAUAUAGCAAGUACUCUGGCUAUGCAGAGAGCUUCAGAUGGAAAGCCAAUCACAAAGAUGAGAUUCCCAUAGACGGGUGGCAGCGGAGGUGCACUGAAAUUGUGGCUGUGGAUGCACUGAAAUACAGGAAUUUCAUGGAACAGUUUCAGCCUGAGAAAAUGAUCCGGGAGCUAAACAAGGCAUAUUGCGGUUUCAUGCGACCUGCUGUGAACCCUGAGAACCUCUCCGCUGUUGCCACAGGAAACUGGGGAUGUGGUGCGUUUGGAGGCGACACGCGACUCAAAGCUCUGCUGCAGUUAAUGGCAGCUUCUGAGGCAGGGAGAGAUGUGGCCUACUUCACUUUUGGAGAUGAGGAACUCAUGAGGGACGUGAAUGCCAUGUACAGAUUUCUUAAAGACAAGUGCGUCACUGUCGGCACUCUGUACUUCUACUUAAAGCAGUACUCUAAUGUGGUGUCUAAGCAUUUCCAGAGGCCUAACAUCAGCCUCUAUGGGUACAUCUAUGAUAAGGUCAAUACAAAUAUGGACCCCGAGCCCAGCCCCAGCGACAGCAACUUAACCACUGCGCCUUCCCCCUGUCCUGCAGACUGCCAUUAAUGCUGGUCGACGGCUAACUCAACCUUGUCCAAAUGCCGCAGUGCUUUCUUUUCCUUUAGAAAGACUUUUUGGGUGAUUGUCUUGAGCACAUUAUGCCUUUCUUUUCCUUUUUUCUUUUUUUGUACCGGUGAGUAAGUUUCAAGUCAUUAUGAAUAAGGGGACAGAAAGUAUAGCAAUAGACUGUAAAUCCUUAUUUCUUAUGAACAUCAUCUAGGUUUGAUCCUGGGAUAGUUUUUCUGGAAUGCCAGACAAGCUUCCCUAGGUUUAAAUUUACUGCAUGAUCUUAGGAAAUUAAAUGAUCCAUCAUUUAAUUGGGUGACCAAGGUGUAGUCUUUAUUUAUUUUUUCUUAUUCAGGAACUAACAGUGAUUCAUAAAAAAGUGUGUAGACAUGACAUAAAAUAUGCAUGAGAACCUCUAAAUACACAGUAAAGUCCCCUUUGACACUUGAUUAUGAAAUGUAUUGCACACGACUUAUCCUUUUUUAAUUCCUCAAAUAUGAAAAGGUUUGACAAUGAAAGAUGUGAAAAAGGAAAUAUCACACUAAUGGAACUGCUGCAAAUCAAGGUUGUGGGAAAACAUAUAGUCUCUGCAUGACAUUUUUAGCUAUUUAUUACGCUCAAGGUUUUUACAGUUUCAUUUAUUGUUUUGAUUAAAGGCACCUUCAAGAAAUGGGGUUGAUAUUUAAAGGUAGUGAAUAUUUUCAUAUGUUUUGCUCUUUAUUUUAUUAUGAUUUGAUAAUUAAAAUGGUU
This is a messenger RNA of Sinocyclocheilus grahami, 3076 nucleotides long. Its product is annotated as poly(ADP-ribose) glycohydrolase. NCBI's taxonomy places the organism in Eukaryota, Metazoa, Chordata, Actinopteri, Cypriniformes, Cyprinidae. The record is from RefSeq and is a predicted model, not a curated record. Bases 62 to 2326 code for a protein of 754 amino acids. The transcript is spliced from 16 exons. Gene Ontology annotation, cellular component: nucleus; cytoplasm. Gene Ontology annotation, biological process: regulation of DNA repair; carbohydrate metabolic process; ATP generation from poly-ADP-D-ribose. Gene Ontology annotation, molecular function: poly(ADP-ribose) glycohydrolase activity.